UACAUUGAUCCGAGUCUCACAUCGUCUCAGACAAAGAUGCAGCUAAACGUGCUGCCGAUGCUCUGUUAAUAAGAGUUGAAGAAAAAAGGACGAGAAGCUAUUAACAGGUGGCUGUUUGUGGACGCGACGCACCAUCUCCACCGCGCACCGUCAAGAUGAUGUUACCGUCCGGCGCGCUGCUGCUGCUGGUGGUUCAUCUCUACUCAAGAAUCGAUUUGACAGAAGCUGAGGGUUGUGGGUCAUCAUGUGGAAAAUGCGACUGCAGUGGUGUAAAAGGAUCAAAGGGUGAGCGUGGGUUUCCUGGUCUCCAAGGUAACAUGGGAUUCCCAGGGAUGCAAGGACCUGAGGGGCCUUCAGGGCCAAUGGGCGCCAAGGGAGACCAGGGUGCGUUUGGGUCUCCUGGACUGAAAGGAGUGCGAGGUCCACCUGGUCUGCCAGGUGUUCCGGGAACUCCAGGACUACCAGGCAUCAAUGGACAUGAUGGUCCACCUGGUCCGCCCGGUAUCCCAGGAUGCAAUGGGACUAAAGGAGACAGAGGAAGGGAUGGCACUUCUGGUUUUCCUGGGCUUCAAGGGCCUCCUGGCACCCCGGGAAUUCCUGGAAUGAAGGGUGAACCAGGUGGCGUGAUUGGGAUUGUUCCCGUCAAAGGAGACAAAGGAUACCCUGGCCUACCUGGACAACCUGGAUUCCCUGGCCAAACUGGACCUAUGGGACCUCCAGGACCUCGUGGCUAUUAUGGACUCAAAGGUGACCCUGGCCCCCCUGGCCCCCCAGGAGAGAAGGGUGACAGGUUGGCGUUUGUGAGUGAGAAAGGAGAAAAGGGUGAACCCGGAUACGCCGGCCCACCUGGUCCUCCUGGUCAGUCUAGCGGACAGGAUGGAGUACCCACCACAGUUUACGUACCUGGCCCACCGGGGUACAAAGGAGAACAAGGAGAUAAGGGAGACAAGGGCUACUGCCUCCCUUAUCAACACGGUGUAAAAGGUGAACCUGGCCCACCUGGAUCAAUAGGUAAACCUGGUAAGGAUGGAGGUUAUGGCCCUAAGGGAGAUAAAGGCUUUCCAGGAGCUUCUGGAGAAACUGGCUAUCCGGGAGAGAAAGGAGACAGAGGACCACCUGGUUAUGGCACCGGUGCACCUGGCCCCCCUGGCCCUCGUGGUUUUCCAGGGACAGAAGGAGAAAAAGGUUUUCCUGGUCCUCAGGGUCCACCAGGCCCACCAGGUCGGUACAGGGAAGGGCCUCCUGGAGAGAAAGGUCAAAAAGGAGAUGUGGGUCAAAAAGGAGACAUGGGACUGGAAGGAGAGUCUCUUGUUGGACCUCCAGGACAACCAGGAGCCACUGGACCCCCUGGCCCCCCUGGAGAACCAGAUGGUUUAUGUGACAUUGAGAAGGGAGCCCCUGGCCCACCUGGACUUCAAGGCUUACAAGGGGAAGUGGGGCAGAAAGGUGACAGAGGAGAAACCUGUUUCGAGUGUGAGGCUUUUGGCCCACCUGGAUUACCUGGCCCUCAGGGCCCUAAAGGAGAACCAGGACCUCCUGGUGUAGCUGGUGGCAAAGGACAAAAAGGUCUUUCUGGAGUCCCUGGACGACCUGGAACACCCGGUACUCAAGGGACUCCCGGAUUGAUGGGGGCCCCUGGGGCUGUUGGUGAGCCAGGGGAUAUUUUUGUAGCUCCGGGUUACAAGGGGGACAGAGGUCUUCCUGGUCAAGCUGGAUCCCCAGGGCGGCCAGGCCGAGAUGGACUGCCUGGGAAAGAUGGCAUUCCAGGCGAACCUGGCAUCAAAGGAGAACCUGCUAAAGAGGGUAUCAAGGGUGAACGUGGACUUGAUGGAGACCCUGGUUUUACUGGGCCUCCAGGAGAGCGGGGUCCACCUGGUACACCAGGUUUCGGCCGACCAGGAGAGCCUGGAGAGAAGGGCAGUCAGGGUGGUCCAGGACGUCCUGGAGUUCCCGGAUCACCUGGUGCAAAAGGUGAGCCAGGUAAAGGUGUGAUCACUCCUGGACCUCAGGGGGUACCUGGACCACGAGGAGAAACAGGCUUACCUGGAUAUCAAGGUGACAGGGGCCCACCAGGAGACCAGGGGGUUCCAGGUUUCCCAGGAGAAAGAGGUGAACAAGGACCUCCUGGAAUUGGAUUUCCGGGUCCAGCCGGUCCUAAAGGAAUCAGUGGAGUUCCAGGAGCACAGGGAAUACCUGGAGAGCCAGGAAGACCUGGGCAGGAUGGAUUCACUGGGAAAACUGGUGUGCCUGGACAAAAGGGUGAACCUGGACGGGGUCUUCCAGGUCCAAAGGGCUCACAGGGCCUUCCUGGAAAUAUUGGCUUCCAGGGAGCAAAGGGUGACAUUGGACUACCUGGAGUUCCUGGACGAGAAGGACAGACUGGACCACCAGGACCUCAGGGACUUCAAGGUGAGGUUGGACCCCCAGGACUUCCUGGAUUGGCUGGCAGACCAGGUGAGCCAGGAAAAGGCUCACCUGGCGCUCCUGGACCACAAGGACCACCUGGAGAACCUGGACCAUUCGGUCGGGAAGGUAUAAAGGGAGAAAAGGGUUACCCAGGUCUUCCUGGUCUGGACAUGCCAGGGCCUCAAGGAGAAAAGGGAACCCCUGGGUUCCCAGGACCCCCAGGUUCAAAAGGACAACAGGGGCAACCAGGCUUACCAGGCAGGGAUGGACCAUUUGGAAACGAAGGUCAAAAGGGGGAAAUGGGGGUAAUGGGAACACCAGGAGUGCCUGGAUUUCCUGGAUCGCCAGGCACACCUGGAUCACCUGGUCUGAGAGGUGAUCCUGGUAGUACUGGACCAAGAGGCGGUGCUGGAGACCCUGGACCUAAAGGUGAAAGAGGAGAGCCAGGUAUUCAAGGACCGCGUGGGAACAUGAGUGAUGUUGACAUGGAGCACAUGAAGGGGGAGAAGGGAGACAUUGGAGACAGAGGUGACCCUGGGGUCACUGGACAGAAGGGCUACCAAGGACUCCCAGGAGAUCCUGGAAUGCCAGGCAAAGAUGGAGAUCCUGGAUUACCUGGACAACCAGGGGCAAAAGGAGAUCCUGGAGAGCCUGGAGAGACUGGCAGCAUGGGACCACCUGGACAGAAAGGCAGUGGGGGAGAGAUGGGGAUACCAGGUCCAGUUGGUCCAAAGGGUACCAAAGGUGAUAUUGGUACACCGGGACAUCCUGGAUUCAGAGGUACAGAUGGAGAAAAGGGAGAUAGUGGACAACCUGGUGAGCCAGGUAUCGGCUUCCCAGGAUUCCCAGGAGAAAAGGGUCCGACUGGCCAGCCAGGAUUUCCAGGAACACCUGGAGAGAAGGGUCAGAAAGGUCAAGAGGGUAUGCCCGGCAAGCCAGGUUUCGAAGGACCCAAGGGAGACAAAGGAAGCAGUGGAUUCCCAGGUCAGGCAGGUAGACCAGGCGCGAAGGGUAUCUCUGGGCUUCCUGGGUCUGUAGGAGAUCCUGGUCUUGACGGUCGACCUGGUGAAGGUGGCAUGCAAGGUCCUCCUGGUCCUCGUGGAGACAAGGGCGAUGCUGGGGUGGACGGCAUUCCGGGACCCUCAGGGGAAAGGGGAGAUCCAGGUUUACCUGGUCGUGGUUUUCCGGGCCCACCUGGAGAUCUUGGGAGCAAAGGUGACAAAGGAAGUUCUGGCGCCCCUGGCUUCCCUGGUCACCCAGGUGUUCCUGGUUUCAAAGGAGACAAGGGACUUCCAGGCCAACAAGGUCCCCAUGGUGAGCCAGGAGAGCGAGGUUCCCCAGGUAUCUCUCUAGAGGGUCCUAAGGGAGAGACGGGACAAACAGGACAAACUGGAGAAAAAGGAUCCCCAGGUUUACCAGGACCUGGUGGUCUGCCAGGCAGAGAUGGCCUAAAGGGAGACAAAGGAGAUCAGGGUCACCAGGGCUUCCAGGGAGAGACGGGACAUAAGGGAGACCCCGGAUCUCCUGGACUUCCUGGCCAACCUGGCCUUCCAGGUAUCGAUGGAAAGAAGGGAGAGAGAGGAUUGCAGGGAGUUGCUGGCUUCCCAGGUGCAAGAGGUUCUGUUGGGGACAUUGGGUUCAAAGGAGACGUUGGAGAUCGAGGAUUCCCAGGAGAAAAAGGUAAUCAAGGGCCCCCAGGUCCCUCUGGCCCCCACACCUUUAUUAAAGGAGAUAUUGGUUUCCCGGGAACUCAAGGCCCGCCAGGACCUCAGGGUCCAAUUGGGAUUCCCGGGCAGAAAGGACAGCAAGGUGUGACAGGUAUUCCAGGGCCAAAGGGUGAUGAAGGUGUGCCUGGAUAUAAUGGUCAGCCUGGAGCUAAAGGACAGCCCGGCCUGCCUGGGCCACAAGGACCCAGAGGAUACCCUGGGCCCCCAGGACCUGAUGGUGUUCCAGGUCAAGUGGGUCAACCUGGCCCCUCGUCUGUGGAGCAUGGGUUCCUGGUGACACGUCACAGCCAGUCGGUGGAGGUUCCAUACUGUCCUCAUGGAACCACGCUUAUAUAUGACGGCUACUCCUUGCUCUAUGUACAAGGCAAUGAACGCUCUCAUGGACAAGACUUAGGUACGGCAGGCAGCUGUCUACGGAAGUUCAGCCCCAUGCCCUUCCUGUUCUGUAACAUCAACAAUGUGUGCAACUUCGCCUCUCGUAAUGAUUACUCCUAUUGGCUCACCUCACCUGAGCCCAUGCCCAUGAGCAUGGCACCUAUCACCGGUGAAAGCAUUAAACCCUUCAUCAGCAGGUGUGCUGUGUGUGAAGCCCCAGCCAUGGUGAUAGCAGUUCACAGUCAGACCAUCAUGAUUCCAGCUUGCCCUCAGGGCUGGGACUCUCUGUGGAUAGGCUACUCUUUCGUCAUGCACACCAGUGCUGGUGCUGAGGGUUCAGGCCAGGCUCUGGCCUCUCCCGGAUCCUGCCUGGAGGAAUUCCGCAGUGCUCCAUUCAUUGAGUGUCACGGUCGAGGAACCUGCAACUACUACGCCAACUCCUACAGCUUCUGGCUUGCCACCAUCGAAGACAAUGAGAUGUUUACGAAACCCGUCCCGACAACACUAAAAGCAGGCAGCCUCCGAACACACAUAAGUCGCUGUCAAGUGUGCAUGAAGAGGACAUAAACCCCGAUGCCAGAAGCCUCCACUUUAACCUGCAAGCAGUAAGGUGCGCAUUGACGUCCUCGACCUGGCUUUUACUUCCUGUUUUCAAAGGAUGGUGCUAUUUCCCUGCAUGACAUGUGUGAGAGGAGAAGGACAGAGACGCGGGUCGCAGAACAGCCAAAGACUGAAUUAUACAAUCAAGAACUCAGAGACCAAGUGGCCUUUUGCUCCACGCAGAAACACACAAUCACAACACGUUAUUAAGAAUGGCACCCAGUUUACCACUGCACUGAGUACAUGCCCCCAAAACUGGUAAACUGGUGUUCAUUUUGAAAGGGCUGUUUGUGUAAGUUCGGUGCUAUUGAAUCUUACUCCUGUGCCUUUUCAUUUCUUUUCUACCAUUUCGCUAUCCUCCCAGUGCCACAUGAUUGAAAGAUAUAGCUUCACAGUAUUAUAGACGUUCACACCUUAUAGCUUGUUUAAACUUACUAAUGUAAAGGAUGGGACUUACCACUGGUUACAUUCGCUUGUCAUUUGCUAAACCACCAUAAUGUUGCAGAUAAAUAUACCGAUCACUCUGUUGUAAAUAUAAUGCAUUCCUCUUUAACAUAGUUCAACAUACUCUCCUCAGGUUAUUACUGAAUUACUUUGUGUGUUACUAAGCCCAUUUUUAUUUAUAAGAGUUUUGAGAAUAUGUUGGAUUCCAUAUAUUCAAAUACCAUAUGUGACAGCCAACGCCUUAUUAACAUACAAAACAGCACUGAAAUAGCAUUGACAGGUGUGUGUAUGUAUGUGUGUGUGCGUGCGUGCGUGUGUGUGGAUGAGUGUGUGUACAUAUGCAUUUGAGUGGCUUGAAAAUGGGUGUCGUGGUGUCCAUAUACAUUAUUGCACAACCCUGUUGUUGACAUCAUCUGAAACCAGCGCAGAAAAAUAAAUGGACAGAAAAGAAAAUCAUGUUUUCAAAAGCUUUGCUCUGUCAGAUGUUUGUGUGUAACAGCUGUGUGUAAAAGGACUCACUCCUUUCUUAGAUUAAAGGACCAGUGUGUGGCUUCUCGUGGUGGAUGUGCAGAUUGUAGCUAACCAGACAGCCUUCACCUCAGCCUUUCUUUCCAAGAAUAUGAGAGAAUCCAAAGUGGCUGCUAAAAAGGUGAAAAACAAAACAAAAUGCUCUGUGUAGAAUUAGUGUUCGGUUUGGACCAUAGAAACACGCAUUCAUAUAAUCCAACGAAAACAGCGAUUUUCAUAUUCAGCCGAUUAUGCAGUAAUGAAAACAUAAAUAUUGCCGAUUGCCCCUAAAUCUCACACACUGGACCUUAAAGUGAACCAAAUCUUUCUCAUCUUUGAUCCCAAAGAAAUGCACAUGUAUAUAUACUUACGCAUAACAUUUACUUGACUUUUCCCAUUUGUGAAUUACUUUUGUAACACCUGUUGAUUUUGUGCAUAAAUGCAUUCUUCAUUGAGAGUGAAGGGUCAUUUUGUUGCGCUUUCACGAGUCAAAGAUACACAGUGCCUACGCAGGUCGAGAUGCUCUCAAAGGGUCUUGACAGAAGUGUGUGUUUUGUUCAAUAUUUUAUACACUGCAUUUGGUAAUCAUUCCUGCUAUAUCGUGUUCCCGGAAAGCCUCUUGAAUCCCAAACAUUUGUGCGUCCUUUUCAGAGCUAUUGAAAGUUUUGUACUGUUGAAGUUUUAGCAAUUACUCUACACUGACUGCAACCUGUUUUUGUUUGUGUGUUGUUCUUGGUUGUGAUAAAACGCUCCGUCUAGCAUAUGCAGUAUCUGCAGGAUUUGCCAACAUUAGUAAACGUCCUUACAAUCAGAAUAAUCUUUUGUGAGUAAUGAACAAGGCAAACACACUUCAUCAGCAUUGUAUAUUUUUCUGCAUCCCAUAUUGUGUAAAUUCUGCAAUAAACUGAACUGUAGGAUAUUCUUAUUAAAUUA
Messenger RNA from Mugil cephalus (flathead mullet), 6992 nucleotides. It is a transcript of the gene col4a1, whose product is annotated as collagen, type IV, alpha 1. The record is from RefSeq and is a predicted model, not a curated record. Gene Ontology annotation, cellular component: basement membrane; collagen trimer. Bases 156 to 5075 code for a protein of 1639 amino acids. Gene Ontology annotation, molecular function: extracellular matrix structural constituent. The transcript is spliced from 52 exons. NCBI's taxonomy places the organism in Eukaryota, Metazoa, Chordata, Actinopteri, Mugiliformes, Mugilidae.